This is a messenger RNA of Suillus clintonianus, 420 nucleotides long. RefSeq lists its product as uncharacterized. The transcript has a single exon. The record is from RefSeq and is a predicted model, not a curated record. Lineage: Eukaryota; Fungi; Basidiomycota; Agaricomycetes; Boletales; Suillaceae. The annotation marks the transcript as partial.
CGCCGCAACCCAGGCCAAAGGACGGCUUUCUGCACUAUAUCAUGCAAAGACCGCGAAAGCGCUAAUCAAGCCAUCCGACUAGGCCUAAUGAUAGAAGGACGCAAGAUCUCAGCACGCAAACUGCUACCAGAGCCCACUCGCUGCCUAAAAUGUCAACAACUAACUAGCGAACACAUGGCAAGUUCCUGCAGCCAAACAGUAGACACGUGCGGAACAUGCGGAAUGGACCAUCGAACCUCAGAAUGCGACUUCGGCAAAGCGGACCCCCAACACCAUUACUGCGUCAAUUGCAACCUCCAGGGACAUGCCGCUUGGAGCCGCGACUGCCCGAUGUUCAUAAACAGAAGCAACAAGAUGCACAGCAAAUCAGAGGAGGCACGCUACAAGUAUUUCCCUAUGGAAAACAACCCAGAUUCCUGG